This is a messenger RNA of Zygotorulaspora mrakii, 2352 nucleotides long. RefSeq names its product transient receptor potential ion channel family protein. Lineage: Eukaryota; Fungi; Ascomycota; Saccharomycetes; Saccharomycetales; Saccharomycetaceae. The record is from RefSeq and is a predicted model, not a curated record. The transcript has a single exon. Bases 1 to 2352 code for a protein of 783 amino acids. Gene Ontology annotation, biological process: transmembrane transport; fungal-type cell wall biogenesis.
AUGAGAUUAAUGAUACUGUGGUGGGCCGUCUACUCAUUGAUGGUGCCCGCGGCCAUCGCAAAGAGGACAUUAGUAGCCACCUCCUUGGUCACGUGCAUGGAGAACUCACAGCUCACAGCGAGUAGUUUUAACGUUACAUUCAACCCAGAUGACCGGUCGCUGCAUUAUAGUCUGACAAUGGCCACACAGAUUGAUGGGAACAUCACGGCAGAAGUUGAAGUUUAUGCGUACGGGUUCAGGAUUAUAACGCAAAAUGUCGACUUAUGUGAGGUAGGAUGGAAGCAGUUUUGUCCGCUGAAUCCCGGUAACGUUCAGGUAGACUCUAUUCAAUAUGUUCCUCAACACUAUGCCAAUCAGAUUCCCGGGAUUGCUUAUCAGGUGCCGGAUAUUGACGCAUAUGCAAGAGUCAGAGUUUACAACAACCAGAGUGAAAAUCUGGCAUGUGUUCAGGCGUUUUUCUCCAACGGUAAGACCGUUUCACAAACAGGUGUCAAAUGGGCCACAGCUGUUGUAGCAGGGAUAGGUUUGCUAUUAUCAGCCUUGCUGUCAACCUUUGGUAAUUCUACAGCAGCUUCUCAUAUUUCAGCCAAUACGAUGUCGUUGUUCUUAUAUUUUCAAUCUGUCGUUGUGGUUUCUAUGGAACACGUUCAUAGAGUACCUCCUAUUGCUGAGGCUUGGGCUGAAAAUUUGGCGUGGUCCAUGGGGCUAAUCCGUAUCUCCUUCAUGCAGAGAAUAUUCCGUUGGUAUAUCGAGUCCACGGGAGGCAACCCAUCUUUAUAUCUUACCUCAAGAACAGUGUCCCUAUUGACACAGAGAAGCUUGGAGUAUCUCGACUACUUUGGACUUGUAAAGAGAGCAACGAAUGUUUUGUAUGGUAAUUCAAAUGUUGUGAUUUUCAGAGGUAUUGAAAGACUUGGUUACUCAAGCAAUAUUGAAAACACAUCCAUCGUUGCUACAGGAUUUACUUUUUUCAUACUCUGUGGUUAUGUAUUAGCCGGGUUUAUCAUGGCCUGCAAAUAUUCCAUUGAACUCUCCAUAAGAUGUGGUUGGAUGAGAAACGAUCGAUUUUUGACGUUUAGACAAAACUGGAAAACUGUUUUGAAAGGAUCGUUACUCAGAUAUAUUUACAUUGGGUUUACACAAAUGUUGAUUCUAAGCUUUUGGGAGUUUACCAAAAGAGAUUCGCCAGCAGUUAUUGUUAUUGCUUGCUUCUUCAUUGUCCUUUCAUUGGGGCUAAUGUUAUGGGCGGCGUAUAGAACAUGGUAUUUUGCAACACAGUCAAUUCAGAUGCAUAACAAUCCUGCUGCUUAUCUCUAUGGUGAUGAAGUGGUUCUCAAUAAAUAUGGAUUUUUUUAUACCAUGUUCAAUGCUAGACGCUAUUGGUGGAAUAUUGCAAUUUUGAGUUACAUCUUUGUCAAGGCGGUAUUCAUUGCUUUUGCGCAAGCUUCUGGUAAGACUCAAUCUCUAGUCGUUUUCAUCAUCGAUUUGGUGUAUUUUAUUGCUCUAAUAUAUUAUAAGCCCUAUCUGGAUAAACCAACUAACAUUAUGAGCAUUUUUAUAAGCACAGUGACCUUAGUCAAUUCCUUCCUGUUCAUGUUCUUUUCGGAUCUUUUCAACCAGAGCUAUACCGUAUCCGCUGUCAUGGGAUGGAUUUUUUUUAUUAUGAAUGCCGCCUUCUCUUUGAUUUUGUUACUAAUGCUGUUAACAUUUAUUGGCAUCAUUAUAUUCUCAAAGAAUCCCGAUUCUAAAUUCAGACCUAUUAGGGAUGAUAGAACUUCAUUCCAAAGAUACAAUGCCAACGAUGGUACAGUUAAUCCUAAAGUUGCAAAUGAACUUAUGGCAUUAGGUGAUGUCGCCAAUGACCAUGACGAAAAUUGGGAAUCUCACUUAUAUGAUCAGCAAAUGUCCGCAAAAGUACUCGACGAAGAAAAGUCGUCAAUGAAUAAUGAGAAUAGCAGUUCCAGCACUGACAAACCUACAUUAUCUGAGAAAAUUUUGCGCAAGUUUUCACUUAACCGGACAAAGAGUAAAGUUGAAAGGGAUUCAAACGAUGAAUCGAAUGAUAUAACUAGAUUGACACCAGAUAGUGAUCAACUUUCGAACUCACCUCCUAAAAAAUAUCCGGGUGUUACACAUAUAAGACAAGCUUCUGAUUCCCAAAAUGGCCUGAUAAAUUCGUACGAGCAGGAAGAAAGUUUCAAACUAAACCAACCUGACAUAAUGGAGGACGGUAAAGAAUUACCACCCAAAUCAAUUUCCAGAAUGCCGGAAAGAGACAUAAGUCUAGAUAGUAUGACGAAUGAUCAGGAUCCAACUCAAAAAACAGAUAUUCUAGGCUCCAAAUUCAUUUGA